GCUCGCGCGCGGAAGCCAUGUUUGUAGGCGUGUUUGUAUGUAUUUGAUAGCGUAUUUCCUUUCUAUCUGCUGUAGUUCUGUGCGCAUAGAGUCGGACAUUACUGUAACGUUAAUCAUCAGCCGAACAUCGUUGGCAGGCAGCGACUGCUCGUUUACGGAAGCGCGCUCUCUCUUUCUCGUGCUGAGCCGGACGUCUGCUUUAAUUUGAAGGGCACGGGAUAAAGGCACAGGACACAGGCGCGCGCGUGCUGCUGCAGUCUGUGUCUUUAAACGCAGGAGGAGACAUUUGUGUGUUUGUGAGAUGUAGCCUGCCUGGCAAGACUGUCGCCAGCAUCGCUCCAAACCCACCUGCUCCUGGUCCCUGUCAUUUCCCCGCUGAGGAAGGAAGGGAGGGGUUGGGAUGCCGAUGGUUUCAUCUGGUCAGGCGUCUGGAAAAGAAAGUUCCGCGUGCUUUGGUUAACCUUUCGCUUCUUCUUCUUGUAAAUUCACAUCUUUCACCGAGCCUGCAUCUGGUUUACUCAAGAUCCACCAGCUCUUAAAAACCCUCAACACAGAAGAACCAUAACAGAAAUCUUAAGAAAUGGACCAAGAUAAUCCGUGCCAAAGUCAGACACAAGAAGACAACCCAAAUGGUGCAGCAGAAGCUUUAACAACAGCUCCAGCCACUGAUUCUACUGCUGCCCAGCCUGGAGGUCCUGCCAGGCCUCGACGGCCCCAGAGAAGUGCCAGAGUAGAAGGCUCUGUAGACAUCUCUGAACCCAAAGCAGAGCCCGAAGAUGAGCCCACUCCAGUGGCUAACCAGGACGUGGCAAUUCAUCCCAAACCCUCUCGAGCUGCAGCAGCCAAACCCUUUGGAGAGCGCACCGGGCCCAGCAUUAAGGCUGGUCCUAAAGGUCCAGGUCACCACCCGGUUAGGGCUGCCUCAGUCCCCCACCCACCUGUGCCUCCUCACCUGAUCCCUCAUGCACAGAGAGCCCUCUCUGUAGCAGGUACAGCUGACACUCAGGCCCAGACUGUGGAAGACUUCAGGGUGCACAUCAUCACUUGGAACGUGGGUUCGGCCAUGCCACCUGAUGACAUCACUUCCUUGCUGGGGCUGAACGUGGGGGAUGGAAACACAGACAUGUACAUUAUUGGGCUGCAGGAAGUGAACUCUAUGAUUAACAAAAGGCUGAAAGAUGUCCUCUUCACAGACCAGUGGAGCGAGGUCUGCAUGGAGAGACUCAGCCCCUUUGGUUAUGUGCUGGUGACUUCACAGCGGAUGCAGGGGUUGUUACUGCUGGUCUUUGCCAAAUACUUCCAUCUGCCCUUCCUGCGCGGAGUCCAGACUGAGACCACCCGCACUGGCCUAGGGGGUUACUGGGGGAAUAAAGGUGGUGUGAGCGCCCGCAUGUCAGUGUUCGGCCACACCAUCUGCUUCCUCAACUGCCACCUGCCGGCUCACAUGGAAAACUCAGAUCAGCGCAUGGAGGACUUUGAGAGCAUCCUGCAGCAGCAGCAGUUUGAGGGUCAGGCUGCCACUGGGGUUCUUGACCAUGAUGUUGUGUUCUGGUUUGGGGAUCUCAAUUUCCGCAUUAAUGACCUGGAAAUGCAAGUGGUAAAAUCAGCCAUCGAUAACAACAAGUUUCCGAUGUUGUGGGAAAAGGACCAGCUCAAUAUGGCCAAAGACAGUGAGACAGUGUUGGAGGGUUUCCAAGAAGGACCGCUGAAAUUCCCUCCCACCUACAAGUUUGACAUUGGAACAAAUACAUACGACACAAGCGGGAAGAAGCGUAAACCAGCUUGGACCGACCGUAUCCUGUGGCGCCUGAGAGCCACCGCACCUACUGGUGCUGGGAAGCGUGGCUCCAUCUCUGGGCUGACCAAUGGGACCAAAGUAACACAGCACUGCUACCGAAGUCAAAUGGAAUACACUGUCAGUGACCAUAAACCAGUCUCCUCCAUAUUUACCCUGCAGUUCCCGUACAAAGUGGAUAUUCCCCUGGUCACACUCAUAGUGGAGGAUGAGUGGAACAGUAUUGCUGAUGCGACAGCAAAAUUCAAACUGGCGCCCAACUUCUCUCGCAGCUCCUGGGACUGGAUCGGACUGUACAGGGUGGGUUUCAAACACCAUAAGGACUAUGUGGGAUAUGUGUGGGCCAAGCAAGAGGAAGCUGAUUUUCAUCGACAAGAACAUCAGGUAACCUUUACCGAGGAGGAAUUGCCCAAAGGCUCAGGGGACUUCAUCUUGGGUUACUAUAGCAACAACAUGAGCACCAUUGUGGGAGUAACGGAGCCAUUUCAGAUUCAGCUUCCCACUUCAGAUCUUGACAACAGCUCUUCAGACAGCUCUGACUUCAGCUCAGAAGAUGACAGCACUGUUGUCCUCAUGAAGACAAGGUCCCGCAGUCCCAGUCCACGCAAGAGCAAGCACCGCAGCCAUCGCAGUGGCAGCCACAGCCGCAGUCACAGCCGUAGUCACAGCCGCUGUCGCUCUGGCAGCCCUGUAUAUAGAAAAAUGAAAGAGCCCAACAUCACUGAAGAUUCUCCAUCAAGCGCCACAACAGCCGAGAGUGAGUCCAAAGGAUGUCCAGCAGAGGGCAGCAGCAGCCAGGUGUCUGCUCCUGGGGAGAAAGAAAAGGACAUAGGGGAUUCAGGGCUGUGAUGCACUGAAUCCUGCUGUUGUCAAAGGUCACAUAGCCAACUGUUGUGUCUUUUAUUAAAUACAUCCACUACACUGUAUGUUUUCUGUAAUGAAAACAUACAGUUUCUGAUGCCAUCCUUUUCAGGAAAAGCCAACUGGUUUGUCCAGGGGGCUUACUUUGCCUUGAGUUGUUCUCUAAAGCUGUGCACAUUGUAUAUUUUUUAUUUGUUAACCUUUCACUCUGUCCUAUGUUUCUUCUAUCUUUGUCCCUUCUCAGGUUUGGACAGUACAGGGAACUGACACCUUGGAUUAGGAAAUACUCAAGGAUUUAUGGUCAUAUAGAGUAAAGGAGUGGUUACUUAAUACGUUUUGGAAACAUCUUCCCCAUAUUCCGACAGUGGUUUGAACCUCUGUACUGACGUUCCAUGCAGUCAUGUCAGCAGACUGCAUACAAGCGCUUUUAAGAUGAGAAGUAUGACAGACUCUUUUUCACAAGUCACUCUGUUUGCUUUAGUUGUGGAGCAUGUAUCUAUUAUGAAACAAAUCUGCUCAGACCAAGAGGUGGUAGUGAAAAAUGCAUUGUUUUCCAAAACAUCCUAUCACCAGCUCAGCACCUAUCAACAGUCACUCAUAUGAUUAGUUUCUGCAAAUCUGCAAAUGGAGAUAGCAAUGCUAUUGUAGUUCUACUCUUGACAUUUCCAAUGAUCCACCAAUGGGUAUAAAGUCCCUCUAGGGUGCUUAAAAACAGAGUAGAACCAAAGUAAGUAGAGACUGGGGUUUGGGGGGGGGGGUCUCGGCAACUAUCCACAGCAGCAGCAUAGCACAUGUCAGCGUAGAGAGUGAAUGUGAGCGUAAAGGUCUUUAAAUAGACAUCAAAUCAGUGCAGUGGGAUGUGGUGGGUGUGUGAGCCUCGUUGUUAGCUGACAUGGCAUUUCUGUCUUGCUAGAAGUAGUUCAUUAAUUGUUGGCCAUUAACUCUGUACAACUACAGCAAUAUCUGACCCAGGUAACGUGUGCAGUAUAUUGCUUUGACAAGCACAUACCUUUCUGUGAGAUAAUGGGCCUUAUCUAACUUUUCACAGGAGCAAAGUUAUUUUUCGAAUAAUUUACCCAGAAAAUAAAAUUCAUAUUACACCAAUUACUUUUUAUUCAUUUUUUAAUCCAUAGUAAAACUUUUUUUUUUUAUCAUGUAAGUAAGUAAAACUCUGAUAUCUCUGACAAAUCUGAGCAGGAAUUCUACUAUGAAGAGCAACAGUUUUUCAUUAUACCCUAAGUAGUAUAAUACAAAGCUGACAUGUUCCACUGAAAUAUCACAAUGCAAAUGUGAUAUUUCAGAUAAAUCAAAUGAUCCUAUCUAAUGCAUUAUUCUUUGUAUGAUUUUUUUCAGUUCAUCAUUCCUGUCUUUGUUUUUGCGUUUCUCUUGCUCAGAUCCUUACUUACUGAUCCUGGUGGUUAGCUGACAGUGAAAAUAGUCGUGUUGCAUUGUUACCGUGUGACCUCUGAUGCACCAUGUUAGACACUUUGUACUUUUGGGCUGUUAGCGUAGGACAGUAUAUACUGUUGUAGCUGUAACCUCAGUAUGUAUGUCUGUUAUCAGUGUGUGUGUGUGUGUGCGUGUGUGUGUGUGCGUGUGUGUGUGUGUGUGUGCGUUUGCGUUUGCAUGGUUUUCUGCUAGACAUAAUGUACAUUCCGGUACUGUGAUUUCUUGUGCCGUAAAGUGCUGUUUUUGACUCCUCUUUGUGAUAAAUGUAGCUGUGAAAAUUGUUAGAAAAACAUGGUGAGGACAGUAUAAAAAUUUUACUUCAGUGUAAAUGUUAGGUGAAGAAAUGCAAGACAGUUAUACUUGCAUAAAUCUAAAAAUCAGUUUGAAUCAUUUCAUAGUGCAUCCAUGUAUUUCCUUGAGUUUGAAAUGAAAAAUCUAUUGGACCUUUGUGUAGAAUAACAUGAUUAAGACUGUGUCCUACUUUAGGUAAUUUAGUAUCAUCAGUUCUGCAGUCAUGACCAGUGACUAUCUAUAGUGAAAUGUUAAUGAAAAAAAUGCUCUGUCUGACAGAAUGUUAUUGUUUUUUAAUUAUGUGGCUGAAGUAGAAGAGAUAUGUAUGUUGAGGACAGAUAUUAAUUAUGGUAGAAAACACAAAGUAGGAGACAAUCUAUGCCACAAAGAUUUACUUAAAUUAUGUAUUUAUUUUCUUAUUUAACUGUUAAAUGAGCCUGAAUUCUGCUGGCCAGUGAGGGAGCAUUAUUUCAAUGGAAAUGUCAAAUUGAAAUAAUACUGAUAAUUAUUUUCUUUUUCUAUUAGGAGCUAUGAAGAGAGAGUCUGAUUUCUACAGUUUCCAUUUUAGCAAGUUCAGAUCAAAUGUCGCUUUUAUUGUCAGAAAUGUAGAUUGUUUAGUCUACAGGUCUUUGUAUAAUUGUGAAUGAAAUUGACAAAAAAUAUAUAGCAAGUCUAUGAGAUAUGGAUUGUUGGCAUAUGAGAAUGGUUUAUCUGAAAUUGUCUAAUCAGUGAGGCGAGAAGAUUUUUUAAGGUUUGCUUGCUUUGUUCUCCAACCCAAAAACUACUGCAACACUGUCCAAAGAAAUAAUAUAUUCCCCUUCAAAUUGUG
Messenger RNA from Micropterus salmoides (largemouth bass), 5225 nucleotides. RefSeq names its product inositol polyphosphate-5-phosphatase Jb (gene inpp5jb). The record is from RefSeq and is a predicted model, not a curated record. The coding region runs from base 581 to 2644 and encodes 687 amino acids. Gene Ontology annotation, molecular function: phosphatidylinositol-4,5-bisphosphate 5-phosphatase activity; phosphatidylinositol-3,4,5-trisphosphate 5-phosphatase activity. Lineage: Eukaryota; Metazoa; Chordata; Actinopteri; Centrarchiformes; Centrarchidae. Gene Ontology annotation, cellular component: ruffle; plasma membrane; cytoplasm. Gene Ontology annotation, biological process: negative regulation of peptidyl-serine phosphorylation; phosphatidylinositol dephosphorylation. The transcript is spliced from 13 exons.